Messenger RNA from Moesziomyces aphidis, 780 nucleotides. The record is from the annotation of a GenBank genome assembly. NCBI's taxonomy places the organism in Eukaryota, Fungi, Basidiomycota, Ustilaginomycetes, Ustilaginales, Ustilaginaceae.
AUGGCGGGCCACAGGCACCGCUCGCAUCGGCUGCUGCGAAGACACGCGCGCCAGCCCGACUCGCUGCUUGUCAAACACCACACGCUCUUCCGCUCGCUCUCGCGCUACGCCGACGAGAACGCCACCACCACCGUCUCGACCUCCGCAAAGGCUGCGUCUCGCGCACACGCCGCUGCGCUCCAGUCCAACCGCAUCACACGCCUCAAGCAGCGUUACCCCGUCGCCGACAUUUGGACGUACUCCUGGCCACGGCCGCCUACCGACCAUCCAACAUCGAGCCUCGACCCGAAAACGCAGGUGGACGAGGCAGUGGCGCGCAUUGUGGCAGACUGCUUCGAGCGCGAAUACGAGCGCUUCCGCACGCCAGAGUACUGCAAGGAACACCGCAUAUCGAAAGAGCAUAGGGAUCAGAUCGUCAUCGAUGCAAACGACGUCGAAACGUGUGCGGCUGCAGCACAGGCGCUCGUGCAUACCGCCAUAACGCGGUUCACCACGGCGGCGAACAGGGGGCUUGUUGGCAAGCGGCCGCAAAAGAUUGCCGAAGCAGCGUCGACUUCGGAUGCAGCGGAUGAGGCUCGAGAUGCGGAAAAGGACGCUGCGGAGCUUGACCAAGAGAUGGGCAGGCCGCAGCACACGCUGGGAUGGCAGGAGCUGCUCGACUUUUUCCAGUCCACCGUGGGCAACUCGGCGGCGGCACAGUGGCGCAAUUGGCACCUGAUCGAGGCGAUCGCACGCACUAGACUGCGCUGCAAAGAGCUAUUCCCCCACGAAUCUUCAUAG